GGAAUGGGACUGAAAAAAGCAAAAACAGCAUCCUGAAGAGGAGCACCAUGUCUCCUCCGUCCGCGUAGGGAACCAGCAGAGGCGCGAGGAGGACGAUGCUCUGCGGCGUCCCGGCGGGAACCGAGGCUUCUGGAAGGGUACCGGCGCGUUGCUAAAUGGAGUCGGAGCAGCUGUACCACAGGGGCUACUGCAGGAACAGCUACAACAGCAUCGCUAGCGCCAGCAGCGACGAGGAGCUGCUGGAUGGAGCCGGCGUCAUCAUGGACUUCCACACCACCGAGGACGACAACCUGCUGGACGGGGACGCCGCCUCCCCAGGGUCUAACUACGCCAUGUCGAACGGGGGCGGCGCCCCCAGCAGCUCCACCCACCUGCUGGACUUCCUAGAGGAGCCCAUCCCCGGCGUGGGGACGUACGACGACUUCCACACCAUCGACUGGGUGCGGGAGAAGUGCAAGGACCGCGAGCGCCACCGGAAGAUCAACAGUAAGAAGAAGGAGUCGGCAUGGGAGUUCACCAAGAGCCUGUACGACGCCUGGUCCGGCUGGCUGGUGGUGACGCUCACUGGCUUAGCAUCAGGUGCUUUGGCUGGCCUGAUUGACAUUGCAGCUGAUUGGAUGAACGACCUGAAGGAGGGCGUGUGUCUGAGCGCCAUGUGGUUCAACCACGAGCAGUGCUGCUGGACGUCCAAUGAGACCACCUUCGCUGAGCGGGACAAGUGUCCUCAGUGGAAGAGCUGGGCAGAGCUAAUACUGGGGCAGGCCGAGGGCCCCGGCUCCUACAUCAUGAACUACUUCAUGUACAUCUACUGGGCCCUGUCCUUCGCCUUCCUGGCCGUCUGCCUGGUGAAGGUGUUCGCUCCCUACGCCUGCGGCUCGGGGAUCCCCGAGAUCAAGACCAUCCUGAGUGGCUUCAUCAUCCGGGGCUACCUGGGAAAGUGGACGCUGAUGAUCAAGACCAUCACGCUGGUGCUGGCCGUGGCGUCGGGCCUCAGCCUGGGGAAGGAGGGCCCGCUCGUGCACGUGGCCUGCUGCUGCGGAAACAUCUUCUCCUACUUGUUCCCCAAGUACAGCAAGAACGAGGCCAAGAAGCGAGAGGUCCUCUCUGCUGCUUCGGCCGCGGGGGUGUCGGUCGCCUUUGGAGCGCCGAUCGGGGGAGUUCUCUUCAGUCUGGAGGAGGUGAGCUACUACUUCCCUCUCAAGACGCUGUGGCGCUCCUUCUUCGCCGCCCUGGUGGCGGCCUUCGUGCUGCGCUCCAUCAACCCGUUCGGGAACAGCCGCCUGGUGCUGUUCUACGUGGAGUACCACACGCCGUGGUACCUGUUCGAGCUCAUCCCCUUCAUCCUGCUGGGCGUGUUCGGGGGCCUGUGGGGGGCCUUCUUCAUCCGGGCCAACAUCGCCUGGUGCCGGCGGAGAAAGUCCACGCGCUUCGGGAAGUACCCGGUGCUGGAGGUGAUCCUGGUGGCGGCCAUCACCGCCGUGGUGGCGUUCCCCAACCCGUACACGCGGCAGAACACCAGCGAGCUGAUCAAGGAGCUGUUCACCGACUGCGGCCCGCUGGAGUCCUCGCAGCUGUGCCAGUACCGCAGCCAGAUGAACGGCAGCAAGGCCUUCACCGACAACCCCAACCGGCCGGCCGGGCCCGGCGUCUACUCCGCCAUGUGGCAGCUGUGCCUGGCGCUCAUCUUCAAAAUCAUCAUGACCAUAUUCACCUUCGGACUCAAGGUGCCGUCGGGCCUGUUCAUCCCCAGCAUGGCCAUCGGGGCGAUCGCCGGGCGGAUCGUGGGCAUCGCCGUGGAGCAGCUGGCGUACUACCACCACGACUGGUUCCUGUUUAAAGAGUGGUGCGAGGUGGGGGCGGACUGCAUCACGCCGGGGCUGUACGCCAUGGUGGGCGCCGCCGCCUGUCUAGGCGGCGUGACCCGCAUGACCGUCUCCCUGGUGGUCAUCGUGUUCGAGCUGACCGGCGGCCUGGAGUACAUCGUGCCGCUCAUGGCCGCCGUCAUGACCAGCAAGUGGGUGGGCGACGCCUUCGGGCGGGAGGGCAUCUACGAGGCGCACCGGCUGAACGGGUACCCCUUCCUGGACGCCAAGGAGUUCACGCACACCACGCUGGCCCGCGAGGUGAUGCGGCCGCGGCGCAGCGACCCGCCGCUGGCGGUGCUGACGCAGGACGACCUGACGGUGGAGGAGCUGCAGGCCGUCAUCAACGAGACCAGUUAUAAUGGUUUCCCGGCCAUCGUGUCCAAGGAGUCCCAGAGGCUGGUGGGCUUCGCGCUGCGCAGGGACAUCACCAUCGCCAUCGAGAACGCUCGCCGCAAGCAGGAGGGCAUCAUGCUGAACUCCAGAGUGUACUUCACCCAGCACGCCCCCACCCUGCCGGCCGACAGCCCCCGGCCCCUCAAGCUGCGCUCCAUCCUGGACAUGAGCCCCUUCACCGUCACCGACCACACCCCCAUGGAGAUCGUGGUGGACAUUUUCAGGAAGCUGGGCCUGCGCCAGUGCCUGGUCACUCACAACGGGAUUGUGUUGGGCAUCAUCACAAAGAAGAAAUUAGAGCAUCUGGAGGAGCUCAAGCAGCACACCGCCGCCCCCGGUGACUAG
Salarias fasciatus (jewelled blenny) is the source of this 2603-nucleotide messenger RNA. RefSeq names its product chloride channel 3 (gene clcn3). The record is from RefSeq and is a predicted model, not a curated record. Gene Ontology annotation, molecular function: voltage-gated chloride channel activity; chloride:proton antiporter activity. Gene Ontology annotation, biological process: transmembrane transport; chloride transport. Gene Ontology annotation, cellular component: Golgi apparatus; synaptic vesicle; early endosome. Lineage: Eukaryota; Metazoa; Chordata; Actinopteri; Blenniiformes; Blenniidae.